AAAACUUUGGAUAAUUUACAUAUAUAUUUAUAUCUGACUAUGCUCCUUCGCGCUUCCUCAGCAUCCAUUUUAGCUCCUCAAUGUAGCCUGGUCAGAGUUCAUUCUUAUCAUGGAUUCAUAAUGCGCUUCUCAGAAGAAAAGGCAGCAGAACUACAGUAAAAUGGCGGCAAGUAUCUGCACCUACUCGCCUCCGACUCUCACUUUUUUCGUCUCCUUCCUCCUACACAGUUGCGCCUCCAAAACCCUAAACCCAGAACUAGAACUAAGAACCCUAGGUGCCCCGCCUCUGGUUUCUAUCAACACCACAAUCCUCAGCCCCAACCGUACCUUCGAGCUCGGAUUCUUCUCCGUCGACGGUGGAUCCUCCUUUUACCUCGGCAUCUGGUACGCUUCCAUCCCCAUUCGCACCUACGUCUGGGUCGCCAAUCGUCUCGCACCAGUGCGCGCCCCUUCGCCAUCGGCUCUUCUGACCGUCGCCGGAAGACUCGCCGUCGCCGAUUCCCCCACCUCCAUUAUUUGGGAGACCGAUAACACUGUUCCCGCCGCCGCAGUUCAGCUUCUCGACACUGGAAACCUCAUCCUUCUUUCUGUAGGCGGUCGAGGCUCCGCUGCGUGGCAGAGCUUCGAUUUCCCCACCGACACUUGGCUGCCGGAGAUGUCGAUCACGCGCAGCAUGGUGAUCACUUCCUGGCGGAGCCCCAUAGAUCCGUCUCCCGGUCAGUACUCUCUCCGGCUUCGCCCGACGGAUUUGGGUGAGUUCGAGCUCGUCUUCAAUGGCUCCGUUUCGUACUGGUGGACGGGGAAAUGGAUCGGGACCCGAUUUGCCGGAGUCCCUGAAAUGACAGUGCCGUACAUCUACAGCUUUAGGUUUUCAAAUCCGUUCACCACUGAGGCUACGUUCGAUUACUCACAGUCGACGUCGGAAGAGUCUGGUCUCCAGCCACUCCUCUCACGAUUCGUUGUCGAUUCCUCCGGACAGCUGAUGCAAUACACUUGGUCCCCUCAGGCGGCAAGCUGGAACAUGUUCUGGUCUCGGCCGGAGAACCCCUGUCGCGUCUACGGCCGCUGCGGCGGUUUCGGUCUAUGCUCCGGCGGUCGCGACCUCCGGCCUUGCAGCUGUCCGGCAGGACUUCGUCCCGUGGAUUCCGCCGGUUGGAACUCUGGUGAUUUCUCCGGUGGAUGCUCCCGGGACGCCACCUGUUCCGAUGAGGAUAGCAUAUUCACCGAGAUCGGCCGCGUCGAGCUCGACGGCGCCGUGGAUGACACUUUCUCCGGCGUAAGCCGGGGAUCCUGUGAGGAUUCUUGCAGGAAGAACUGCUCCUGCUUCGGUCUCACCUACAACCCUGAAUCUCGCGUAUGCACGAAUCUGUACAAGAGCGCUUAUAAUAUCCGAAACAGCACAACCUCGCCUAUUCUGUCGAUUAGAAUUUCGCCGGGAAAGGGGUUCUCUAAUCGGGGGAAAUGGAAGAUAGGAACUCCCAUCCUCGUUAUACUCUGCGGUCUCGCUGCAAAUACUGUAAUCGCCUUCCUCCUCGUCACUGCCGUGCUCCGGCGGCUUCGGAGAUUAAAAACAGGAAAAGAAUACGGAGAAGAUGGCGGACUGAAGAUUUUCACCUACAAGGAGCUCUCAUCAGCUACUCGCGGGUUUUCGGAGAAGCUAGGGCACGGAGGGUUUGGCGCGGUUUUCCGAGGCUCGCUGCCGGAUUCUACCCCGAUAGCCGUCAAGCGUCUUGAACGCCCCGGCGGCGGCGGCGACCGCGAGUUCCGGGCUGAGGUAUGCACCAUCGGAAGCGUACAACACGUGAACCUUGUCCGCCUUCGUGGCUUCUGUUCGGAAGACCUCCACCGCCUCCUCGUUUACGACUACAUGCCUAACGGUCCUCUCAGCGCCUAUCUCGGCCGCCGCUCGAAGCCUCCGCCGCUCAGCUGGCCGGCGAGGUUCCGCAUCGCUAUCGGCACGGCGCGGGGUAUCGCAUAUCUGCACGAGGAGUGUCGCAAUUGUAUCAUCCACUGCGACAUCAAGCCAGAGAACAUUCUAUUGGAUACCGAUUUCAUCCCUAGGGUUUCCGAUUUCGGAUUGGCGAAGCUGUUGGGGAGGGAUUUGAGCAGGGUAUUGGCGACCACGAGGGGGACUCGAGGGUACGUCGCGCCGGAGUGGAUCUCCGGCGUGGCGAUCACGGCCAAAGCUGAUGUAUACAGCUACGGGAUGACGUUGAUGGAGAUCAUUGGAGGGCGGAGGAACGUGGAAGCGCGUUCUCCGCCUGCGGCGGCGGAAGAUGCAGAAGGGGCGGACGGGUGGUUCUUUCCGGCGUGGGCGGCGAGGAGGAUUGUGAAGGGGGAUUUGGGGGCGGUUGUGGAAGAGGAAAUGGAGGGUUACGACGGAAGAGAGGCGGAGAGAGCGGCCAGUGUGGCGGUGUGGUGCAUACAGGAUGAUGAGGCGGCGCGGCCGACGAUGGGGACUGUGGUGAAGAUGCUUGAGGGGACAAUAGAGGUGACGAAGCCCCCUCUACCGAACAUGCUGCAGGCGCUCAUCGCCGGCGAGUCGUUCCGGCGGGGGAGUGUUUUGUCCGCCGGAGAGAUUUUGGCCGACGGUUCGGGAUGAUGAUGGUUAGGGUCACCGCUAGGUAGGAUACCGGACUUUUGAGGUAAAGACAAAAUUUGAAGCGGUAAAGCGUGGGUGGGCCCCGCUGGAGGUGGAAGUACAGCGGCUCGUGAGGAAUGCGUCGGCAUGAAUCUCAAAAAAAUUCAAUGAACUAAGAGAUAGAAAAGUACAGUUAAAGAGAGCACACUGAUGAGAGACAAACGAUCGACUUACUCUACUCGAUGGAACCCUCUUUUACGAAGGCUGGAAGCCGAUCGGGUUUAGGCUACCUGAACGAAGGACAUAAGCCAAUGAAACCGAGCAGAGACACGAUCUGCCUGUCACCACAACUCGACUCAAAGGAAGAAUUCAGUAUAAUCAGCCAUCUCACUGAUGCCUCUGAGAUUCCUCAUUAGGGUUCAAAGACCGGCUCUAUUUGGCGCAGCUGCAGCUUUCCAACUUCUUAGUUGUAGCUGUGCUGCCCCAGGAAACUGCUGUGGGGAAGCAGCUGCGGGGAAGCUGACUGACUGUUUGGUGCAGCUGUGUGAAAAUAACUG
Molecule: messenger RNA, 3138 nt
Organism: Phalaenopsis equestris
Lineage: Eukaryota; Viridiplantae; Streptophyta; Magnoliopsida; Asparagales; Orchidaceae
Product: G-type lectin S-receptor-like serine/threonine-protein kinase SD2-2
Exons: 2
Coding region: 161-2602 (813 amino acids)
Biological process (GO): recognition of pollen; protein phosphorylation
Molecular function (GO): protein serine/threonine kinase activity; ATP binding
Source: RefSeq, a predicted model, not a curated record